Messenger RNA from Ceratosolen solmsi marchali, 2115 nucleotides. RefSeq names its product coronin-2B. The record is from RefSeq and is a predicted model, not a curated record. Gene Ontology annotation, molecular function: actin filament binding. NCBI's taxonomy places the organism in Eukaryota, Metazoa, Arthropoda, Insecta, Hymenoptera, Agaonidae. Bases 280 to 2076 code for a protein of 598 amino acids. The transcript is spliced from 10 exons.
CCACCACGACCUUUCUUCGCGGCGGCGUUAGUCGUCGUCGCCGUCGCUGUCGCUACGGCAUCGAUUGGCACCGCCGACGCGCGCCUUCCGCCCGCACCAAGGCGGCAAAGCGAAGGUGGCGGGCGUAGGAUGCGGUUGGCCAGGAAUAGGACGCCUGGGGAGUAGCUGCUCUGGCUCAUCGGGCUCGAGGGUGCCCGUCGAGUACAGUUCGCCGCGUAGUCGCGUGAACGCCUAACGGCACUUGAGAGCGUCCGACCGAGACUGCCAACGAGGAAGAAAAUGCCACGGAUGAAGGACGCGCUCCUCGAGAGGUUCGGCCUGGAGCCCGACGGCGAGCCCUACAGCCUGCUGAUGAGCAGCAUCGACGCGCGGGCCUGCUACAAGCCCUACGAAAAAUCGUGGUUCCGCGGGGUCCGGAGCAGCAAGUUUCGGCAUGUCUACGGGGCCCCAGCCAAGCGCGAGAAGUGCUAUGAUAACAUUAAAAUCACGAAAAACGCCCACGACUCGCAAUUCUGUGCUGUGAAUCCCAAGUUUUUGGCGAUAGUCACGGAGGUUGCAGGUGGCGGUGCAUUCCUAGUACUACCUCUCGACAACACUGGGCGGCUGGAUUUUAACGCGAGUCGGGUGACCGGCCAUAGCGGACCAGUCCUCGACAUCAAGUGGAAUCCCUUCAAUGACAACGUCAUAGCCUCCUCUUCGGACGAUUGCACGAUAAAGUUGUGGCAUGUUCCGGACGGCGGUCUCUCGCGGAAUCUAACGGACUGGCUGGUGGAGCUUCAGGGCCAUAAACGCAGGGUCGGCUACAUAGAAUGGCACCCGACGGCCGAGAAUAUCCUCUUCAGCGCGGGCUUCGAUCACCUCGUCAUUGUCUGGGAUAUUGGCAAGGGCGAAGCCGUAAGCGUCAUCGACAGACACCCCGACGUCAUAUACAGUAUGUCCUUGAACAGGGAUGGCAGCCUUCUAGCCACCACGUGCAAGGACAAGAAAUUGCGCGUUAUCGAGCCACGAUCUGGAAUCGUUGUCUCGGAGGGCAUUUGUCAUGCUGGAACGAAAGCGAGCAAGGUUGUGUUCCUGGGUGGAUCGGGUCGCCUAUUGACAACCGGAUUCAGCAGGCACUCGGACAGACAGUAUGCCGUCUGGAGUCAGCACGACCUGUCGACGCCGUUGACUUGCGAAACGAUAGACUCGAGCAGCGGCAUUGUGUUUCCAUUUUACGACAAUGACACCAAUAUGGUAUAUUUAGCAGGGAAGGGCGAUGGCAAUAUACGAUACUACGAGGUAGUGAACGAGGCGCCCUGGGUGCACUAUCUCACUCAAUUCAUAUCCGGGAAUCCGCAGCGUGGCCUCGGCAUAAUGCCGAAGCGCGGUGUUAGUACAGCAAUUUGCGAGGUCUUCAGAUUUUAUAAACUCCACGCAACCAGAGGCAUGUGCGAGCCGAUCUCCAUGAUCGUGCCGCGUAAAAGUGACCAAUUCCAAGAAGAUUUGUAUCCGGACACCGCAGGUACGACUCCUGCCCUGGCAGCUAAAGACUGGAUAGGAGGAAUGAAUAGUCCUCCGCUUUUGAUAUCUCUUAAAACCGGGGGCAGUAUCACUACUCAUAAGCCACGCGUAUACAAACCUUCGCAUUUGGCAUCGGCGACGGAUAUGAAUACGAAGAAGAAAUUUGCAUUCCUAUCGACGGAAACAGUGCCUGAUUAUCGAUCAAUGAAAUACAAUGAAGUUUCGGAAAAAAGCCAAAAGACAUCUAGUAAUCAAAGCACUAAAUUUCAUCAAUUACAACAAAAGUUUAAUAAUGUCGCUUUGCAGACACCAAGAUGUAGCAUCAAAUUCUAUGAGCUCGUUAACAAGUUUGGGAGUUAUUCUCAUUAUUGUAAGAAUAACAUUGUGUCUUCAACUUUAAAUGACAAUAAGGUAUUCGAUACUGCUGACGUACCAAAUAAUGAGGCUGAACUUAGAAUGGCUUACAUGAGACAGACUGAUGAGUUGAGGUUAGUGAGGCAUCAACUUGCAAAUAGUCAACUGCGUGUCAAAGAAUUAGAAGAACAAAUACGAAAUCAACAAGAAAAAAGCUUAUAAUUAUUUACUACGUAUAUAAAUUACAUACGUAAUGUUUAC